AGUGAAUCUUGCACGCCUGUUUAAAGGUCACGCCUUCUGGUGACGUGCCGCUCAUAAAAGGGCCAGUCACCUUAAGAACGAGUCAGUCAGAUCGAGACGGCGAGGAGCAGAGAGACUGCAUCUCAAGUCGUAGCUAAACGUCACACAAAUCAUCGAACAUGGUCUCGAGAGGGUUAACAAAGAUGUAUUUCAUCGUUUUAGCCAUGCAAGCGUUAUUGAGUUGGAAUUUAGUUCUGUCAUCCAGCAUCUAUGUAGGAAGACAUGCAGCAGGGAAAAUCUCUGAGCACGGGCCUUCAGCAGUGUCGGAAGGUAAGACGCAUAGUUUGUACACACAUAGUUUGUCCGCAAAUUUAAAGGAUUACCGGUUUUGGGAUUAGAAGGGCAUUGUUGUGUUAACCUUGCGUGAUCAAGCAGGAACUCAGCUGUUAGCCGUUUUGUCCACGCUUCGAACGUUUAGUAAAGAAUGUAACAGCUUCUAUUUCCUGAAUUAAUGAAGCAAAUCGAUUCCAAGUUCUUACGUUUGCUUUCAGCCUUAAGUUCCAUUUACGAUGUCUCUAGAAAUGCCUUUUCCAUCCCUUGGCUUAAACGCAUCGAUCAAAAUGCCAAUAUUGCCCCGAGGCAGACAAAGUAUCUCAGGGACCCCCUCGUUUGGUUACUUAAUGCCAAUUCCAAGAUUUUAUUAAAAACAACAAGCCAACCUUUAUCCUUUCCGCGGUUUUAUUCAGUUUUCUUUUAAAUACGUAUUAGCUCGUAUUAAUGUCCAAACCAUAAAAGGUAUCAGUUAUAUCCUUCUUUACAUUUGUGAACAUUAAACAAGCUGAGUAAGAAAAUAUCGGUGUUUAAGACACCAACUUUUUCAAGUGGUCUUAACUGAUAAGCUGUUUACAUUCGGCCUUAUAUAGGGAGGAAAUAAGACCGUAGUUUCUCGAACGUAAUUACGAUCAUUUUUCAUAGUCUUAACCUUAAUUCGCUCUAUUUUAGUGUUGAAAUUACCCCCACAAAGGCGCUAGAGCGCAUUCAUUAUAAACAUCUGAAUCUCGUACCUUUUCGUCGUCUGACAGUGUCUGGUACAUAUUGGCAUCUUAAAGUUGUUUUCAUUCCAUCAUUGUUGAAAACUCUCUAAUAGCAGUUAUUGAUAGUCUUAUCUGUCUGCUAUGCACGGCUAUUCAACGGAUCAUUACGGUUCGGCCCUGCUUUCACUUGAACAUGGGCUUUAGAAACAUGGAUAUAUGGCUAACUUAUCAUUGCUUAUGUCUUUUGUUUCUUCCGUUUAUUCUUUAGAGAAAAAAAAGAAAAAAAAACGUGACACAUACCUCUUAGAAUACUUUGCCUGAUCUCCUAACUAAUAUGCAUUAAAGAUCAAGUUCCGCUAGUUGGCUGGGAUGAAACAUGUCUAAAUUUAAUGUUACGCUUUGCUUGGUUUUCCAACUUUCCUUAGCAAUGAGUUACUGUGGCUUUGCUUUGAGGUGUAUGACUUCUUAGGAAAUGUUUUUCGUGUAUUUGGUUGAAGUUUUACGUGCGGAAGGUUCGGUUAUCUUGACUGACUUAACUCAACCCCGACCCUUUAAUUCCUAGUUGUACCAGCAUACCUCAACGCUGUUCUUCAUACGUUUCCUAAGGUGCUGAUGACAAGAAAGUUGAUAAACCAUCAAGAUCAUUUCCUUUUCCAGACUGCUUAGUUGAUGACGGGAUUUUUGCCCAAAGAUUUGAAAAGCUCCGCCAGUGAUCUUAAACAUGGAUUCCGGGGGGAUGGGCGGCACCCACCAAUCCGAAAUUUAUUGGAGUACCCCACGGGGGGAGUGGCUGUAAUGAACAGAUCAGGUGUCAUAUUUCUAUUACACGUGCAACUUAGAAACUUAUAUAACUCACGUAUCUUAGAAUUCAAACCGACCCCUCACCAAUCUGGGCGUGACUCAUGCUGGAUUGACCCCAGAGGGAGACCACACUUCAAGUAGUAUUAUGCCAACAUUUCUUUCCACAUAAUUCCUAGCUGAUACCUUUGUUGGUAAAAACAUUGACUUUCGUCCUGAACCCCGGAGGGAGGACCCUUGUAAUUCCUAUACGUUAAAGGGGUAAUCUUUCAUUAAAGUAUUUGGGCCGGGAAAAUCAAAAAGUAUUUGUCUUUCGAAAAACGCGCCUUACGGUUAUAUCAUUUAAAUUUAUUAAACGUUACACGAAAAUAAGGAGACUUCUUGUUCAGUUGGCGAUUUAUUCUUAUCAGUAGCUAUUUAAAAGGGAUACCAUUUAUAGACAGUAGACGAAAGGGGCACCUUUUUAGUUAAAAUGGUAAGGCUAGAGGUUGGACUUCGGUGGGGAGCCUCCUUAAUAAACCUUUGUUAUUGGGCCCCUCGGGUCCUGAACAUCCAGACUGAGACAGUGUACAUCCCUAAGCGAUAUCAUUGGCGUCCCCGGCAUUUUCAUAUCAGCGUCAGGAGCAAUGAACACUCGGUUCGCCUUCUAACCGUUAGCCACUCUUCCUUGUAGUUCACACCUGUGAGGACAGACGACUUUGCCGAAGGAUCAUGAACUUCUAUGGCGUGGAAGCCUGCAACUCAACCGAUAGAAACAUACAGGAGACAGUACAGUUUGCCUGUCCAGCCACAUGUGGAUUCUGCACACCUGGCGAAAGUGGUAACUUGAUCAUUUGCUUAUUACUCUCUUCUAGGUAAUCAACAUGGUAGCAAUUCAAGUGCCGUAUUUAUUCGAUUAAGCGCUCAACCUCGAAAAAGCGCCCUGUCUCGAAUACCUUAUUAUAGGAAAUUAACGCGAAUCGUUAAAAUUCGCGUUAAUUUAAGUCGCGUUAAUUUUGUUGAGCGUUAAUUUCCACGACGUUAAUUAAGUGCAGCGUUAAUUUCCGCGCUCUUAAUUUCCAGUAUUUUAACCGCAAUUUUGGGCACCUAAAAAACAUUAACUACAAGCUUUCUUUCUUUCCAUUUAUCCUUUAUUUUUCAUCUUUAACAAAAGCUAAGGCAAAGGUUUACAAUAUUUCGAGUUCAUCUUCGUCGUUGUCGCUGUCAGAAGUGAUGUCAGCUCAGUUUUGCUCAGUUUUGAUUUUUUUUGCAUCCAGUGUUGAAAUAAAUUUGUCCCAGUUGUCUCCACCAACUGUGUCUUAAUCGCGUUAAUUUCCUUUAUUAUGAAAUUCUACCUCCUCUUUCGCGUUAAUUUUCUUUAUUCGAAAGUCGUUUCCCAUUAAAUUCGCGUUAAUUUAAGUCGCGUUAAUUUCCAAUACCUUAAUUUCAUGGAGCGUUAAUUUCCUAUAAUAAGGUAAGCUGAUCUACCCGCCUUCGUCGUUGCGGUUUUCCUUACGGUCGGUCUGAGAAUUUAGGGCCUCCUUUUUCACUUUACUCAUGCCCACUAAUGCUUGGUUCACCAAACAGACUUAACAACGUGCAAUAGCUUCCAGAUCCAGACUAAAUUAUCUUUUUUGUAACAGUAAUAGUGGCCUUAGCUCUCUCAAGUCUCCUGUACAAAUGAAAAAAUAAGGUCUAUGAUGAGGGUAGGAAGUUAUAGGUUCGACUCAUAUUGUAGCUACUCGGAUUUUUAAUCUUCCAUGCCGCUUUUGUGACUGACUGAAUAACAUUUUUCUCAGAAAUACGGUUAUAAGAUCAAUCUGUUCCUAAAAAAAAAACCGGGUCUUCUAAUUCUCUUCAUAUGUUACGCGGGUAGAUAAUGCGAAACUAUCUUGAGAAGUAAAUGAAAGGACUCAAAAGUUGUUGAAAAGAAUUAAAGUUUCGCGGGUUUAACAUAUGAACCCCUUUUGGCGUUAUUAAAAAGUCGAUAUACAUUUUGCCUGAUUUACUUUAUUUUCUUCUUUUUCCUUCUUUAGAUUGCCAAGAUCAGGUGGAAGAUCUUUGCACAGAAAACAAAGAUUGGUGUAACGCUGGUGGAGAAAUCGAAAAACUUAUGAAAGACAUCUGCCCUAGAACUUGUAAGGCGUGUAAUCGCAGACCGAGCAGUGAACAACACAAUUUUGUCAUAAUUGAUGGCUAGGCCGGCAGCAGUAAAAAUCUCUUCGGCUAUUCAGUGUCAAGGUAAUUAUAUCCUUAUUUCUUAACCCAUCUUAAAUGGUUUUUACCAACUUAUACAAAACGGAUUAAUCCGAGGCUACUCCCAUCCCCCGCCCGAAUUACAUACAGUAAUUGCAUACAGUAUGCCGGAUCGUGAAGUGCUUGAAGACUGCCUGUAAAGUAGAACUUGCAGCAAGUGAAUAAAGCAGCAGGCACCACGGGACUUUUGAGCCCUGGUUCAAAAACACGACGAUAACUUGUUUGCCUUUGAAGCUCUUGUAAUCUACUUAAAGGGGGUUCCCUUGACGAAUCUAUGAUGCAUUUCUAGAUAGGCAAUCCUCGAUUAAUGUAAUCUUGUUUUAUUUCAUCUUUUUUUUUAGGUUUUUAGCUGCAUAAUGUUCUAGAAAACGAGGGUAUCAGACUGGAGGAAGUUAUCAAAAAGACAGGAAUCAACAUUUAACAAAAAGGGACCUCGUUUUGUGGAUUAAGAAGUAACUGACAAUUACGUUAAGUUAGCAACAACUUGUUCUAAUCGAUAAGACAAGAUGUGACCAGAAAAUGGAUUGCGAUUGCGCAUCUUUCAUUUGAUGCGUCGUGAAAAAAGAAACCUUAACAGUUCAUAAGUCCACUAUUUGUAUAUUUUGUUCUUGGACAAAAGACCAAUAAUUUAAACUUAGCUCCGUCAGGCUUAGGGGAAUAAGGCAAAAGAAAACAAUUAAUUAUUAUUCAUCCCUGAAACUCAUGGCUCAAUUUCUUUGCAUUAAACCCCAAGCCUCGAAGCCAAGUAUGACUUUUUCUAUAUUGAAAUUGGUCUAUUGCCGAUAAUACAGUGUAAAUAAAUAAAUGAAUAAAUAUUAACAAAUAUUUGGUUU
Molecule: messenger RNA, 4879 nt
Organism: Porites lobata
Lineage: Eukaryota; Metazoa; Cnidaria; Anthozoa; Scleractinia; Poritidae
Source: the annotation of a GenBank genome assembly